Messenger RNA from Centrocercus urophasianus (Greater sage-grouse), 2293 nucleotides. It is a transcript of the gene SQLE, whose product is annotated as squalene epoxidase. The coding region runs from base 229 to 1950 and encodes 573 amino acids. Lineage: Eukaryota; Metazoa; Chordata; Aves; Galliformes; Phasianidae. Gene Ontology annotation, cellular component: endoplasmic reticulum; membrane. The record is from RefSeq and is a predicted model, not a curated record. The transcript is spliced from 11 exons. Gene Ontology annotation, molecular function: flavin adenine dinucleotide binding; squalene monooxygenase activity. Gene Ontology annotation, biological process: sterol biosynthetic process; cholesterol metabolic process.
GGUGCUGCGCUGAGCUCCGGGCCUUAUGGAGACUGCUGGCUGCGCCGGUGGUGCCUGUGCCUGUAGGGCUCGGUGAGCUCCGCGGUGUCGCGCGGAGUUGCGUGUGACUGCCGUUGCUGCCGUCGCGGGGAAGCCUCUGUGUUUCUCUGUUUCUGUUAUUCGUAUAUUACGUGAAAAGCCAUUUUCGGAGCGUCAGCUGACGUCAGAACUCUGGGAAGCGCCCUCACCAUGUGGACUUUCCUGGGCAUCGCCUCCUUCAUCUACGUGUACAAGAAGUGUGGAGACCUCAUGAGCUACGCCAACAAGGAGGUGCUGCUCUCCGCCGCGCUCUUCUUCUCCCUGGGCCUGCUGCUCUCCUAUCGCUACCACUUCCGUGCGCCCCGGCAGCAGCAGCAGCAGCAGAAGCCCCACCUGGGGAUGCUCGCCCACGCUCUCUCUGCUCUGCCACUGGUGGGCUUCUUCUGGGCCAAACCUGCUGCGGGGUCUCAGCGAGUCGAGCAACCCAGAUCCAGAAAGGGUAAAAUAGAAGUAAAUGUCUCAGAUAUGCACCUGACAGAGGCUGCUUCAGUUACAACAUCAUUGCCCCAGAAUGAUCCAGAAGUUAUCAUUGUGGGUUCAGGUGUCCUUGGGUCUUCCUUGGCCACGGUGCUUGCCAGAGAUGGAAGAAAAGUGACUGUAAUAGAGAGGGAUCUGAAGGAGCCUGACAGGAUAGUUGGAGAAUUGUUGCAGCCUGGCGGUUUCAAUGCACUUAAAGACUUGGGUCUUGAAGAUACAGUACAAGGUAUCGACGCACAAACGGUGAAUGGUUACAUCAUUCAUGACCUAGAGAGCAAGUCGGAGGUAGAAAUUCCUUUUCCAACAUCUGAAGAUGGCCGUGUGGUGAGCGGAAGGUCCUUCCAUCACGGCCAGUUCAUCAUGGGGCUCCGAAGGGCAGCCAUGGCAGAGCCCAAUGCAAAAUUCAUUGAAGGAACUGUGACACAGCUGCUUGAAGAAGAUGAUUGCAUAGUGGGUGUUCAGUACAAGGACAAAGAAACUGGGGAUACUAAGGAACUUCAUGCACCGCUGACAGUUGUAGCUGAUGGACUUUUCUCCAAAUUCAGAAAAAACCUGGUCUCCCAAAAAGUCACUGUUUCAUCCCAUUUCGUUGGUUGCAUUCUGAAGGAUGCACCACAGUUUAAAACUAACUAUGCCGAACUUGUUCUGGCUAAAACUAGUCCAGUGUUAAUCUAUCAGAUUUCUUCAACUGAGACUCGAGUCCUUGUUGAUAUUCGAGGAGAAAUGCCAAAGAACCUGAAAGAAUAUAUGCUUGAGAGCAUUCAUCCCCAACUGCCUGAUCACCUUAAGGAACCAUUUCUAAUAGCAGUUCAGAAUGAUCGUUUAAGGACUAUGCCAGCCAGCUUCUUACCUCCUUCAGCUGUUAACAAGAAAGGAGUUCUUCUGUUAGGAGAUGCGUAUAAUAUAAGGCACCCUCUUACUGGUGGAGGAAUGAGUGUUGUUUUAAACGAUGUCAAAAUAUGGAGAAGCUUGCUUCAGGAUAUUCCAGAUCUUUAUGAAGAUUCUGACAUUCUUAAGGCCAAAAAAGCAUUUUACUGGUCAAGAAAGAAGUCUCAUUCUUUCGUAGUGAAUAUUCUUGCCCAGGCACUGUAUGAACUUUUUGCUGCUACAGAUGAUUCCUUGCACCAGCUAAAGAGAGCCUGUUUCCACUACUUCAGACUUGGUGGAGAAUGUGUCUCAGGUCCUGUUGGAUUGCUAUCUGUGCUAUCUCCUAAACCAAUGGUGCUGAUCGGCCACUUCUUUGCCGUGGCGUUGUACGCCGUUUACUUCUGCUUUAAGUCAGAGCCGUGGAUCACCAUGCCUCGAGCCUUCUUCAGUAGCGCAGCUGUCCUUUACAGGAGUUGCUCUAUCAUAUUUCCACUUAUUUACUCUGAAAUGAAGUCCCUCAUCUAUUGAAGUCCAAGGGGAUAUGACUGGACAAAGAAAACGUGAAGAUCACGACGCCUUGAAAAUCUUUGGACGUGUACUGCUUAAUAAUAUUGUGUCAUGUUUUCUUCUCUUCGAAAUGCGAUGUCCUUGAUCGGGAUUUGACUUAGUUUUGGUUUUGUGGUUAUAUACAUAUAUAUUAUAUGUAAAUAUUCUUUUCUUUGCAAUUAAAGCUCAAAGAGGAGUUAGCUGUUUACAAGGACCGUAAGGAGGUGUUUGCAUAUUGCCAGGUCUGUCAGAAUUUUCAUUCCUCGCUUCAUCCAUUGCAGAGUGCACCACUAAUAUUAAUAAACUGAAAAGUGAAAACUGUAAA